UUAGGCGAAGGAAAGAUGGCGGAGGCUUCGCCAAGGGACCCGGAAGCACUUACCCUCCACUUCCUCCUCCUGUUUGGCUGCUGUCUCACCUAGAGCUGUCCGGUCGCAGACCGCCUCCGAGACGUUUCCUGUCCGUAAUAGAAUCACCAUGAUUCUCCAGAGGCUCUUCAGGGUCUCCUCUCUCAUGCGGUCCAUGGUCUCAGUGCAUCUGAGGAGGAACAUCGGUGUUACAGCAGUGGCAUUUAAUAAGGAACUUGAUCCUGUACAGAAACUCUUCGUGGAUAAGAUUAGAGAAUACAAAACUAAGCGACAGGCAUCCGGAGGACCUGUUGAUACUGGCCCAGAGUAUCAGCAAGAGCUGGAGAGAGAGCUUUUUAAGCUUAAGCAGAUGUAUGGUAAAGCAGACAUGAAUACUUUCCCUAACUUCAAUUUUGAAGAUCCCAAAUUUGAAGUCAUCGACAAACCCCAGUCCUGAAGAAAUAGUGUAAAAUGUAUUUGGUAAUUUGUCCUAGAUUAGUUGUACAACUGGUCGGAAGUAUCGGGACAAACGUACGUUUCUCAACCGUCAAAUGUGUUCUUUUAAUUCUGAUUCCAAAUAAAUUAUUUGGUGAUGUUGAGUGUA
Molecule: messenger RNA, 622 nt
Organism: Felis catus (domestic cat)
Lineage: Eukaryota; Metazoa; Chordata; Mammalia; Carnivora; Felidae
Gene: ATP5PF
Product: ATP synthase peripheral stalk subunit F6
Exons: 4
Coding region: 149-475 (108 amino acids)
Biological process (GO): proton motive force-driven ATP synthesis
Molecular function (GO): proton transmembrane transporter activity
Source: RefSeq, a predicted model, not a curated record